CGAUAUUUGUGUUUUCUUACAAUAAGAAGAGAGCGUCACCGUCACGCUCCUUUACAUACCUAUUUCUCUCUGAAUUCCCACCAGCCACCAAUUCAUUCAUGAGCCUUGAAAAGCUCACUCGUCGUCACCCUUAAGUUGAACCCUGCUUCUCCUUCUCCAGUCUCUACAUAUACACACAGACGUAGUCUCAGUUCAUUCAUCUGCCAUCUUUCUCUUUCUUCUAUCUUUUUGCUUCAGUUUCAAUGGCUAUGUCUUUCUCAUCGAGAUCAUCAUAUUUGAAUGUCAAAACCAAGAAAACCAAUCUGUAUUACAUAAUUCUGAUAACGAUCUUGUGCACAAUCUCUUUUCUUGUUGGCGUAUGGCACCACUCUGGUGGCUCUCUAAAUCCUUCGGCAAAAAAAUCCAGCCUCAUCGAAUCCUUUUCAUGCGCCUCAUAUGGAACAAACACAACAACGACAGAACACAUUCUUGACUUCUCAGCCCAUCACUACGGCGCGGACCCUCCUGCUACGACGGCGCGUGUCACCCAGAUCCCUCCCUGUGGCUCUAAGUACACAGAGUACAUCCCAUGCCAUGACGUUCAAAGAUCGUUGAAAUUUGAUAGAGACAGGCUUAUUUAUAGAGAGAGACAUUGCCCUGAAAAGAACGAGUUGUUGAAGUGUCGUAUACCGGCUCCCUACGGUUACAAGGUGCCGUUUAAGUGGCCAGAAAGUCGAGAGUUGGCUUGGUACGCUAAUGCGCCACAUAAGGAGUUGACAGUGGAGAAAAAAAACCAGAAUUGGGUACGGGUUGAAGGAGACCGGCUCAGGUUUCCAGGAGGCGGGACAAUGUUUCCUCGUGGUGCUGAUGCUUACAUUGAUGAUAUCGGCAAGUUGAUCAAUCUCAAAGAUGGCUCCAUCAGGACCGCCAUUGAUACUGGCUGCGGGGUUGCGAGUUGGGGAGCUUUUCUUCUGUCAAGAAAUAUUAUAGCAAUGUCAUUUGCGCCAACAGACACUCAUGUGUCGCAGGUGCAGUUUGCUUUAGAACGAGGAGUUCCAGCAUUGGUUGGGAUCAUGGCUUCUAUGAGACUUCCUUACCCUUCAAGAGCUUUUGACAUGGCACAUUGUUCUCGUUGCCUCAUUCCUUGGGGCCAGUACGAUGGACUUUACUUGAUCGAAGUUGAUCGAAUUUUACGGCCUGGUGGGUACUGGAUUCUGUCCGGACCACCGGUGAACUGGGAAAAUCAUUGGAGAGGGUGGAACAGAACGGCUGAGGAUCUUGAAGCAGAACAGUCAGGAAUAGAAACUGUUGCCAAGAGUUUAUGCUGGAAAAAAUUGAAGCAGAAGGGCGAUAUCGCUAUUUGGCAAAAGCCAACUAAUCAUCUCCAUUGUCAAGCUAACAGAAAGGUCUUUAAACAGCCACACUUUUGUAAAGCUCAAGAUCCAGACAUGGCAUGGUACACCAAAAUGGAGGCUUGCUUAACCCAAUUGCCUGAAGUGUCCGAUGUAAAGGAAAUCGCAGGGGGGCAAUUAGCAAAAUGGCCAGAGAGGUUGACUGCAGUCCCUCCUAGGAUUUACAGAGGAAGUUUGAACGGAAUUACAGCUGAAGUGUUUAGAGAAGACACGGAACUGUGGAAGAAAAGAGUGGCACGUUACAAAGCUGUGGACCAUCAGUUGGCACAAAAAGGGAGGUACAGGAACUUACUUGAUAUGAAUUCUUAUUUGGGAGGCUUUGCAGCAGCCUUAGUUGAUGAUCCAGUGUGGGUCAUGAACAUGGUCCCUGUUGAAGCUGAGAUCAAUACCCUUGGAAUCAUCUAUGAACGUGGCUUGAUAGGAUCAUAUCAGAAUUGGUGCGAGGCCAUGUCAAAUUAUCCACGGACUUACGACUUCAUACAUGCUGACUCUGUUUUCAGUCUCUACAAGGACAGAUGUGAAAUGGAAGAUAUGUUGAUAGAGAUGGAUAGGUUAUUAAGGCCAGAAGGGAGUGUAAUUAUCAGAGACGAUGUUGAUACAUUGGUGAAGAUCAAGAGCUUGACAGAUGGCAUGCAAUGGGAUGGCAGGAUUGCCGAUCAUGAAGAAGGCCCCCAUCACAGGCAAAAGAUCCUAUUUGCAGUUAAACAGUACUGGACAGCCCCCGCUUCUGACCAAGGGACCGGUGGUAUAGCUUCAUAGUCAAUAUAUAUCUGCUCCUGUUGGUAGAAAUAUAUAUUUUUAUACAUCAAUUAAAGGUCACUUUCGUUUUAUUCAUUUUAAUAAUUAUGUACGAUUGUUUUAAAUAUUAUUUUUAUACAAAAACCUUAAGUCAA
Mangifera indica (mango) is the source of this 2284-nucleotide messenger RNA. RefSeq names its product probable methyltransferase PMT15. The record is from RefSeq and is a predicted model, not a curated record. Lineage: Eukaryota; Viridiplantae; Streptophyta; Magnoliopsida; Sapindales; Anacardiaceae. Bases 243 to 2150 code for a protein of 635 amino acids. Gene Ontology annotation, cellular component: endosome; trans-Golgi network; cytoplasm. The transcript has 6 exons. Gene Ontology annotation, molecular function: methyltransferase activity.